Molecule: messenger RNA, 3255 nt
Organism: Fusarium redolens
Lineage: Eukaryota; Fungi; Ascomycota; Sordariomycetes; Hypocreales; Nectriaceae
Exons: 15
Coding region: 1-3255 (1084 amino acids)
Biological process (GO): carbohydrate transport; transmembrane transport
Cellular component (GO): membrane
Molecular function (GO): carbohydrate:proton symporter activity
Source: RefSeq, a predicted model, not a curated record
AUGUCUGAUCACAGAGAGAACAAUGCACGCAAGCGACCGCGUCAGCCCGCGUCUGAUCCGCGAUAUCCCAGGAAGAGAAGUCUCAAAGCAUGCCAUGAUCAUUCUACCUUUGAUCCUGCGAGUCUUGAGAUUCUGAGACAGUUGGGGCAGAUUAUUAGUUCGCAGGAUGAGUUGACGCAGAUUGUACGAUCGAUUGCUGCGUCGCAGUCGCAAGCCGGUUUGGGCGCUGCUCAUAAUUUACAUGUCACUGAGGGUUUGAACUGGGAUGCGAGUGUCCAAGCGCAACAGUUACCAUACUAUGACUGGUCUGGAGGACAAUCUGACUCAAACUCAACGACCCCAGCAGCAUCGGCCAGCGUGGCCGCAGUUCGAUGGUUCGGCAUCCUCGCCAACGACGCAUCGAAUGAAGCUUUCCCAGACGCUGAUGCACCCUUGGGUCUAGACGGUGAACUGCUUGACACAUCAUCCGAUGGUCAAGCAGACAGCGACAUCACGCCAUUGCAGAAGGCGACAAGGAUCAUAGAUACUCAACCACCAAGUCGGGAUGGCAACGAUCAUGCAGAGAAUGUUGCCGAAGAAAGCUUAUGGCAGGCCUCGGAGAGCAUAUCCCUCCUCGAUCGAGAACAGACCUUGUUUCAGAACUUCCUGCACCGCAUAUGUUCGUGGCUUGAUUUGUUCGACCCAGCUCGAACAUUUUCUACGCGAGUUCCCCAUCUAGCAGUCCGCAACGCAGGUCUUCUCAACGCCAUCCUUGCGUUAUCAUGCUACCAUCAAUCCCUCGACGAAACCAUCGCCCCCAGUCAACGUCCGUCUCAAAACACCGCUUUACAAUAUUACUACCAAACUCUUCACUACGUUCAGAAAGCCAUGCGUUACUCAACGUAUCAGAAUAGUCAAGAACUCAUGGCGACGACGCUGAUGGUCUCAACGUAUGAGAUGCUACGAGGUUCACGCAAAGAUUGGCAACAACAUCUUCAAGGAGUAUUCUGGAUCUUGAGAUCUCGCCAGAUUGAAGUUGAAACAUCGAGUCUUGAAAGUACGACUUGGUGGGCUUGGUUGCGGCAGGACAUUUGGGUUGCUUUUCGGGAAAAGAGGAGAACAUAUAGUACGUGGAUGCCUAAGAAGGGAUACGCGGAGCUAGAUAGUCAUGAGUUAGCUUCGCGCGCUGUAUGGAUAAUGGCGCAGGUUAUUAACUUUUGCGCUGUUGAUUCGUCUGUGGAGGUGGAAGGGCUGACGGGGAGGAUUGGGUGGGCAAAGGCUUUGAGGAAGAUGUUGGAUGAGUGGCGGUCUCAUUUAACUGUUGAGUUCUCAGCGUUGCCGACCAUGGGGAAUCGGGAGAGUGAAGUGUUUCAGCCGCAUUUGAUACACCCUCAAUGUUUUGGACUUGCUGUGCAGCUUCAUCAUUGCUCACGCAUUCUCAUCACCGCGCAUGAACCUCAUCUGGAUGGCAUCCAAGGCUUACUAAAACGCCAGAAGGAGGUUCAAGAGAGUAUAAGAAUGGUAUGCGGUAUUGGAAUGACGCUUACAGAAGACGCAUCGAGCAUGCUGUCGUCACAAUGUCUAUUCAUUGGUAGGUAUCCAAUCCAAUAUUACAGCCCACAUCAACUAAUAGCGUGUGCAGCCGGAAUGUUCAUGCAGAACCCCCGCGAGAGAGAAUGUGUAAUGACGAUACAUGGCAUGUUUCGGCGCAUUGUGCGCAAUGAUGCUAUUCGUGUUGAUCCACCGGAGAUUUACAACUGGCGUGUUAUCGCUCUGACAGCUUCGGCAUGCUUUGCUGGAGCGCUGUUUGGAGUCGAUGCAGGUAUUAUUGGUGGCGUGCUGGCUAUGCCAGACUUCAAGCGGUCCUUUGGUCUUGACAAUCGCCCAAAGGAGGACGCAGCUGAUCUUGCAGGAAACCUGGUCACCACAAUGCAAGCUGGUGCCAUCGCUGGAGCUCUCCUAUCAAGUCCCUUUGCAGAUCGAAAAGGUCGGAAGCCAGCGCUGCUUCUUGUCGCGAUCACUGGCUUUAUCGGUGGUAUCAUGCAGGCGUUCUCUUACGGUCAUUUAUCAGUCUUUUAUAUCGGACGAUUCGUCGAGGGUCUCGGUCUCGGCGCAGGGACAAUGCUCGCACCAACAUACGUCUCCGAAAACUCCCCCCGCGCAAUCCGCGGGUUUCUCGUGGGUUUCUUCCAACUCCUCCUCGUGCUCGGCGGCAUGACAGCAUAUUUCAUCAACUACGGUUCCCUUCUUCAUCUCCCCGGCAAAGCCACAUGGAUGGUCCCCUUAGGAUGUCAAUCCAUCUGUCCAGCAUUACUCUUCUUCAGCAUGCUCUUUUGUCCCGAAUCACCACGCUGGCUAGCGUCUCGAGAUCAGUGGGAGAAAGCAGGUGCUGUUUUAUCAGAUGUGAGGAAGUUGCCGGUUGAUCAUGCGUAUAUCCAGCAGGAGCUGCUGGAGUUGAAGACGCAGAUUGAUCAGGAGAGGGAGGUCAUGCAGGAUACGGGGUUUUGGGCGCUUCAGAAGGAGUGUUGGACUUUGCCUUGGAAUAGGAAGAGGGCGCUUCUGACGGUGGCUAUUGUUACUCUUGGGCAGUGGACGGGCACUGGUGCUAUUAACUACUACGCACCUACUAUCUUCAGCGGUUUAGGCCUCAGCAGUACGACCACCGCACUAUUCGCUCAAGGAAUCUAUGGUGUCGUCAAGGUCGUUACAUGCUUGAUUUUUAUCUUCUUUCUAGCCGAUUCUCUCGGCCGUCGCAAGUCAUUCAUGUUUGGCGGUGCAAUCCAAGCAUUCUGCAUGUUUUUCGUCGGUUUCUACCUACGCUUUGGUCCUGAACCAGGAGAGGGUGACCAUCCUCCUCCAGCGGGUAUUGCUGCUUUGGCAAUGAUAUACAUCUUUGCUGCGGCUUUUAACAUGAGUUGGGGUCCAGUGUCAUGGAUAUAUGUCUCUGAGAUUCCAACGAAUCGACUUCGUGCAUACAACGUUGCUCUCGCAUCAUUCACUCAUUGGGUUCACAACCUCGCAGUAUCAAAGUCAACCCCAGUCAUGCUCCUGCACGAUCCAUGGAGAGCAUAUUUCAUCUUUGGAUCAUUCAACCUGUUCAUGGCCAUCGCUGCAUACUGGAUUCCAGAGACCAAGGGCAUCUCACUGGAACGCAUGGACGAAGUCUUUGGUAUCGCAGACUUUUCCAACGUCGAGGACGUGGGCAUCGCAGCACGCCGUGCAAAACGAAUCGACGACGAAGACGUGGAAGAUAUCCAAGCCCCCAACAAAUCCUAA